AUGGAGGUCUCAAGCACCGCCGCCGCAUCGAAGACGAAGAAGGGCGCCGGUGGGCGCAAGGCCGGCGGCCCGAGGAAGAAGUCCGUGACGCGGUCGGUGAAGGCGGGGCUCCAGUUCCCCGUCGGCCGCGUCGGGCGGUACCUCAAGAAGGGCCGGUACGCGCAGCGCGUCGGCACGGGCGCCCCCGUCUACCUCGCCGCCGUCCUCGAGUACCUCGCCGCCGAGGUGCUGGAGCUCGCCGGGAACGCCGCCAAGGACAACAAGAAGUCGCGCAUCAUCCCGAGGCACCUGCUGCUCGCCGUCAGGAACGACGAGGAGCUCGGGAAGCUGCUCGCCGGGGUCACCAUCGCCCACGGCGGCGUGCUGCCCAAGAUCAACCCGGUGCUGCUCCCCAAGAAGACCGCCCAGAAGGAGCCCAAGUCGCCCAAGAAGCCCGCCAAGUCACCGAAGAAGGCUUAG
Messenger RNA from Lolium rigidum, 459 nucleotides. RefSeq names its product probable histone H2A.2. The transcript has a single exon. Gene Ontology annotation, molecular function: protein heterodimerization activity; structural constituent of chromatin; DNA binding. The coding region runs from base 1 to 459 and encodes 152 amino acids. Gene Ontology annotation, cellular component: nucleosome. The record is from RefSeq and is a predicted model, not a curated record. Lineage: Eukaryota; Viridiplantae; Streptophyta; Magnoliopsida; Poales; Poaceae.